Messenger RNA from Anopheles stephensi (Asian malaria mosquito), 6786 nucleotides. Its product is annotated as transcriptional coactivator YAP1-A-like. Bases 1347 to 2915 code for a protein of 522 amino acids. NCBI's taxonomy places the organism in Eukaryota, Metazoa, Arthropoda, Insecta, Diptera, Culicidae. The record is from RefSeq and is a predicted model, not a curated record. The transcript is spliced from 7 exons. Gene Ontology annotation, biological process: hippo signaling; positive regulation of transcription by RNA polymerase II. Gene Ontology annotation, cellular component: cytoplasm; nucleus. Gene Ontology annotation, molecular function: transcription coactivator activity; protein binding.
CAGCAAUCUUAGCAAAAGAGAGUGAGAGAGUGGGAGAGAGAGAGUUCGCGCACGCAAGAGAGCGAGAGAGACCGGAGAGCAACAUGGAUUGGAUCGAACAAGAGAGCCAAAAUGGGGGGAGCGCGAUUUUAUUCGUUCGCGGUACGCAGCCCGUGAGUGUUCCGAUCUCGAGAUCACUCCUCAUCCAUUGCCUGGCUGGAUCGCGUAGGGUUCUUGCGGGUUGCACGUUCGGUGUGUGUAGCUGGGAGCUGUUUGUCAUUAGUUCCGACAAUUUCUCCCCCCCUCGAAAGGCGUUCGCGAAACGAGUUUCAGUUCUUUUGCUGUAAGCUCUUCUGUGGUGCUGUCGUGCUACGGUGUCUAUUUUUCGUGUUGUGUGAAACUUCCUGCUUCGAAACGCAACAAUAGCGACUGGUUAGUGCAACGUGUCACUACGAACCGUGUGUGCGAAGCUGUGGGUAGUAAACAAGCGGGUGCAAAAUAUCAACCUCCACAACAGGAAGCGGAACAGUCGCUCGUCACCGAGCCCGCCGAAUCGUAGCGGGUCCUCUGCAAAACAGUCUUGAAUCUUGAACAAAGUUAGUUAUCAAUUCCUGAGAUUAUAUUUUCUUCUAAUCCCUCCGAAUAGCGAUCCAGAAGCGUCACAAGAGCGGUUUAGAGUGUAGUUAUAUCUCAAGGUGCAUACCGGGGCUCUUCGAUACAGGGCUGCUCUGUACCGAGGCAUAAAGUGAAUUGUGCGAUCGAUCGGGAAGUGAAUCCCAAAACCCACGGAUACAAAGAAAGUGGUGCAGCUGCGGUGGGAUUUUUUAUCCACCCCAAGUGUAUUGUAUUUGUGUGCGAAAUUUGAAAACAAGCGCAGUGAUCGUGCACGGAAAAUCAAACGAAAACGGUGUUAGAAAAAAAGGUGAAUAAAACAUACCGAAAACAGGGUGCUGAGAAAACUGCAUCCCCUCUGGAAGUGAACGCCAGCCAGUCACAACUCACACUUCAGCGUCCCCCUUCCACCCCCAGAAAAGGUGCAGCCGUGUGUGGCAGCUCCAGAGAAGCAAGAUUCUAGCGCAGGCCAAGAUCUCUGCGCGCGCGAUCGUUCGUUCGCUCUCGCUCGAUUCGUUCCCGCUGCUUCUCGGGCCAGUGAAAACCUGAAUCGCUGGAAGCUUUCAGAUCAAGCUGGCCAAAGGGUUGGGCUUUGACUGCUGCUGCUGCGAGUGAAUGUGUGGAAGUGUUUAAGUAUCUGUGUGUGUGUGCGCGCCACACAAGAGAGAUAGAAAAUCGCGUGUGUGUGUGUGUGUGUGUGUGUUAGAAAGAACCCCAUCCAUCCCCAUCGUGUAGGUGCGUGUGCGCGAAAAAAGAUGGCGUUCAACGGUGGUGCAGCUGGGGGGAAUGGGAGUGCGGCGGCGGCGGCUGCAGUGGCCGCCGGUGCAGCAAACAACGCGACCGACGAGAACGAGCCGACCGGUGCGAACAAGAAGAAGAACCUGAUCAUACUGGUCGACAAAGAUUCGAACGAUAAGCUGAACGAGCUGUUCGACAAGACGCUCAGCAAUAAGCUCCCGCUACAGAUCCCGUACCGCAUGCGCAAGCUGCCGGAAUCGUUCUUUAUGCCACCGUCGUCCGGCUCCAAAUCGCCGUCCGUGUCCCACUCGCGCGAAAACUCGGCCGACUCGGCGUUUGGCUCCGGCACGACCAUACUCGGCGGUGUGACGGGCGUCGCGACCGGUCCGAACGGUUUGCCGAUACACCAUAGCCGGGCACACAGCAGCCCUGCCUCGCUCGGGAAAAUCCCGGUCGGGUUGGGUGGGCUGGGUGGUGGUGUGGUGGCGGCGGCCGCGGCCGCAGCAGCUGCAGCUGCCGCUGCCAGUGGCAAUGGGGCCGGCGGUGGUGGAGGUGGUGGUGGUGGCGGCGGCGGCGGUGGUACUGGUGGAGCUGGUGCUGGCAGCGCUGGCGGUGCCGGUGGCAGUAAGUCGGCGGCGGCGGCAGCACAGGCUGCCGCAGUAGCCGCAGCCCAGAACGAUGCCAGCAGCCUGGGGGCGGCCGUACUGCAGCAGGCGGCCCUGUCGAAGGCGGCCAUACAGCAUCUACACAGCCGGGGUCGAUCGUACGACGUGUCGAACCUGCACGCCAACUUUGGCGAACUGCCGCCCGGCUGGGAGCAGGCCAAAACACAGGACGGACGCAUCUACUACAUCAACCACAACACAAGAACGACCACGUGGGAGGACCCGCGCAUCACCGCCAUGCAGGAAAGCCUCUUCCAGCAGCAGUCCAGCGUAGAGACCCUGUUCAACACCGGCUCCCAGACGUUGCUCAGUCCCACGAUCUCCUCCCCGACACCGACCAACAAUGUGGUAUUUCCAGAUACAAUUCAAAUGACAAAUGACAAUCUCGCACCGUCGAACGCCGCCCCACCGGCAUCGAUGCUCACUGGCAGCAAUGUCGAUCUGGGCCCACUGCCGGAAGGAUGGGAGGAAGGCAUCACCGAGAAGGGCGAACGGUACUAUAUCAAUCACGCGACUCGGUCGACCACCUGGCGGGAUCCCCGAUUGUCAAACCAAGAUUGGGCGGUACAAGAGCAAACGGUACGCCUGUACAACCUACAGCUGGAACGGGAACGACUUCGGAAACGGCAGCAAGAGAUCAAAUCACAUGAGUCCGGUGACAGCGGCUUGAGCGAAUCGUCCAUGACGCAGUCGAUGCCCCACACGCCCGAAUUUCUCUCCAGUAUAGAUGACAGUAUGGACGGGCUGAGCAUGACGGAUAACACAAUGGACACUAUAGCAUUUGGGGAUAAUCUCGAGACGCCCGAUGAGUUUAUGCUGGACGAUCCUUUGCUGUUGGAAAAAAUCGAUGCCGUCACCAACCUGAGCCUGAUGGAUCCGACGAGUAGUAAACCGGAAAACACGCUCUACGACAUCAUCUAACGGCCGGGACCGUCGGUUGACCAUAGUUAGACCAUUAGGACAAACCCCCCACUAACACAAAACACCACCCAACGAACUUAAACGGUCAAAAAGAGCAGAGCAAUAUUACAACGCGCAACUCAUAUAUAGGAACAGAUAGGAAACGUGUAAACUUUCUUGUGUAAACUGAACAACCCCCCAUAUCCAAGCCCUCUGUUUGUGGCAGCUACCAGCAGAACGCGUGAAACAACAGCUACUUAACACUGACGGUUGACAGUCGAUUCGAUUAGUACGACUGCGACUGAUUUUGUAGCAAAAGCGGGAAAAACUAGCAAGUGUUUGGGGGGGGGGGGUGGGGGAGUUGGCAAACACUCCUUAAAUUUGUGUUUUUUUUUUAAUCGGUAGGAUUUAUUAUUUCAUAGGUUUAUUUUACUGUCCUUUUUUGAGUUUGUUCCGUUGCGUGGAGAUAAUGAUGAUGAUUAUUAUUAUUGAGCACUACAACCACGAAAGGAUAACAAUUAUUAGUGUUUACGCUUAGGUACGGAUUAUUAUUGUAUUUUUUUUACAUUGUAACUUUUUUUUACGAUUAUUAUCAAUUUAGAUAAAAUGUGAGAUUUGAUUGUGUGUGUGCGUGUGUGCGUGCUAUGGACCGAUCGAGCUAUCUAAGCGAGGAUCGCGAGUAACGUAGUCGACCAGGAAGUAGUGGACGUCGUGCGACUUAAAGCAAAACCCACACACACACACACACACAAGUGCAAGCAAUUCAAGUGCCUUAAACGAUGAGGAUAGUAGGGUAAUUAGUACGGUUGAAGGAGAGCAUGUGUAUUAUAAUGCAAUGCGUGGAACACGUAUACGAAAGCGAACGCGUACGUGUGGUUGUGCGCAUAUGCCAAUGUGCUCGUUUGCGCGCCUGGUAGUAGGCAAGCACAGAGAUCCUUUUUUUGUUUUUGUCUCUUGCGAUAGUAGCGUAAAAGCAAAACACGUUUCGGAGCUGCGUACGUGCGUGCAUGAUUGAGUGGAUGAGUGGAUGAGAUGAGUGAGUGAGUAGGUGUAGCAGUAGUAGUAUGGAUGGCGUGCAAGUGUCCAACAUUCUAGCCAUAAGAAGGUAGUAGGAUAGCAUUGUGAAGAUGCAGAUCACAAGCAGCAGCACGAAAAGUGUCUGCAACAACCAGGAUGCAGCCAGGGUGAUGAUCUUUUGGGGCAGUUUAGCCCAGCAAAAGAGCAGUCCGUUGGCAUGACAGCAUUUACUUUUUAAAUUUGACCGUUACACAGUGGCAGUGGCGAAAUGUGUCAAGUAGUGCUACAUCAGCUUGCCCUGGUGAAAAAACCACCGCAAACCACUAUGCAGCCGACACAGAGUGAAGAAAUGUCAACUGUGCUGAAAAAAAAUGGUCAGAUGAAGCAAGCAUGUGUGCGUUUUUUUUCUUUCAAACAAAAAAAAAAAAACAAUCAUUUCGAUGCUAUUGAAAACAGUUAUUUAGCGUUAUGAAACACAAUCCUAGAAUGGCGUAUGGCAAUUAUAUAGAUUUUAUGUUUCAUUUUACAUCCUUCGCAUGAUGAUUGCUACAUGCAAUGGUACGCAAGGAAGAGUAAUAGAGGUAAUUUAAAAAAGGGGGCCUUUUAGUAAGGCUCUUCCUUGGCGCACUAGCAAAAGCUACAGUCUGGCGAGCAAAAGCUGCGAAGGGAUAAGAAAUAGAACAUAUAAGCCAAGAUAAACAUAUCCCCCUGCUCGCCCAUCAUCUACUUAUCUACCAGUCGGACAUGCGUUUGCAUUGUCACCUUUCACAGUUACUGCAACGAAACACCCGCCGGUCUUUGCCAUCUGACAGAACGCGAGGUCAACACAUUCUUGCAACAGGAAUCAUCGGAAAAAACCUCGUGAGAAAUUGAAACCAUUUCAUUUAUCCAAUGCGUUGCUAGUAUACCCUUGUUCAAUAAUUCAUGUUUCGUAUAAAUAAUCAAUUGAAGAAAACAAAAAAACCUACUAUAUUUACUACUCUUUCAGUAUCAGUAAAACAAAUAUUUCCCACUAUUACUACUAAAGAUUAAGGAUAGCAUUCACCGUGCACCGGUGCACGAUCAUUAGUGCUGGGUGUUAAUGUUUAAAGAAUUAUCAAAUUCAGUAGCUCUUUUAGAGAAAAAUGGUUCGGUUACGGUAAUUCGCUUGAUUGGUUCUUUGUUGAAUCAAUCAAGGUAGAUUUUCUUCUGUUUUUUUUUUUGUCUUAAAAGUAGUAUUUAGGAAGCAACAAAAAAAUAGUCAUGCGUUGGUUCUGAUUCGGAUUCAAUACAACACGACCAUCUAUUCCACGAUCCCGAUUUUGCCUGAGUUGCGUUGACCAGAAGUGUUUUUGUCGGUGGUAUGUUUCUUGCCACCCUGACAGACCUGAACAUAACAUUUUUUUUCCACUGUUCAAAGCGAGAGUUUUCAUGUGUGUGAGUGUGCGUGUGUUGCAAGUUGCAAUUGCCGUCCAUUUCUUCUAGUUUCGCUUGCAACGUAUUAUAAAAGCGCAAAAGGAAAGUGCGUCACCUCACUCAGCCUUAGUUUGCAGUAACCGUCGGAAGGAUGACGAUAGCGAAGGAACCGAACUGGUAGACGCGGUGCCCAGUAGGAAGCGAAUCCAUCCAACAACAUCCAGCUCGAUUCCAGCCCGGAAGUCGCAUAGCGAAAUUAAAAUAGCAAAACAAGCAAAUACCCCAACGUUCCUUUAGAGGAUCCCGAAAGGGGAAGGGGAAAACAACGAUACUUGAUACGCCGUCCAACAAUUGCAUUGCACACAAGCAAUACAAACCUUUUUUUUUAGCGUGGAUAAGAAUCUUGAGAUAACUGGAAUGGGAGCUUUACUCACUCUCACGGUCUCUUGCGGUACUUUAGCUGUGGUUCACUGUACAUGGAAACAAAGCAGUUAUAAAGGCGAGUUACAGGAAGUUUGUGGUGGUGACAAAAGGAAAACCAAAUUUACUUAACUUACAACAACAACAAAAUAAGAUGGCGACGUUUGCUACCAUCCGUUGAUGAUAGUUUCACUAAAUUCUGCCUCUACCCGGCAGCACUCAUCAAGCAUUAUUUGUGAACAAAUAGUCUACCGCGUUGAUGAGCCAGCUGCAACAAGUGGAGUGACCUUUUUGUAAACAAUCUAACUUUUGUAAAGAAAAUUAACCUAACCCGAAAAGAAAAGCAGUUAAAUUGGUUAAAAAAACACACACACAAUCUAAAGAUAAAGCUUACGUGCUUGAUUCUUCGUCCACUACCACACCGGAGGAAGAAUUGUGCUGCUAGACACCUAUUGCUCUACGGUUGUCGGAAGCGAGGACGCCUUACAGUGUCCUCGUUGAAGAUUCAUACAGAUAGAGCAACCAGCGUUGUCUGAGAAAGCACUGUAAGCUUAAGACUUCCUCUUCGUACAUGUUACUGCUUCUUGGUAAAUCGAUCUAGACUAGUGUAAUUACGAUGGAAAUACCUGUUUAUAUCAGACCCAUAGCGUUUACCACCAAAGCUCCAAUGCUUGAACACUUACUUUAACUGCCCAACUGUUUGAUUGUACGGUCAACUGCACCUUGACGGUGUUUGUAACAGACUUAGGAAUGGAAAGAUGCGUGUGGCGCAGCCAUGGCUGUUCCACGAAAAUGAGUGAGUGAAAGACGCGAAAUGUGUGUGCGCGUAAUGGUUAUAUCCGUAUCCGAUCGAUUCCGAUUGGUGUGUAAAUGGGAAGCUGCAAGCAACGCGUGUAGUAAAAGGGGGAGGGAUUAAUACAAAUAACUUCAAAUUUGUCUUUGUUCCAAAGCCUUUUGUAAUACCCACUGUAUGCAGUUAGAGAGGAAUGAUAUCUGAAGAAAACGGAAACGAUACGCAUAAUAAAAUGGAAAAAUCAAAGCCAACCAGAACCAACAAUAG